AUGCCCGGUGCCUUAAAAGAUCAUCAAAGAACUUUCCUCGAUUUAGCCUUAGAAUCCCAAGCAUUAAGAUUUGGGUCUUUCACUUUGAAAUCAGGUAGACGAUCACCAUAUUUCUUUAACCUAGGUUUGUUCAACACGGGGAAACUACUAUCUAAUCUAGCAACAGCUUAUGCUACUGCCAUUAUACAAUCAGAAUUGAAAUUCGAUGUCAUUUUCGGACCUGCUUAUAAGGGUAUCCCCUUGGCAUCAAUUGUAUGUGUUAAAUUGGCAGAAAUUGGGGGAACAAAAUUUCAAGAUGUUCAAUAUGCAUUUAAUAGAAAAGAGGUCAAGACUCAUGGUGAAGGUGGGAAUAUUGUCGGUGCAAAUUUAGAAGAUAAGAAAAUUUUAAUCAUUGAUGACGUUAUGACUGCAGGAACUGCUAUCAAUGAAGCAUUUGAUAUUAUUGCUGAUGCUAAGGGAAGAGUUGUUGGAACAAUUAUUGCCUUAGAUAGGGAAGAAGUGGUGAAUACAGAUGGACCUGCCAGUGAAAGAUUAAGCGCCACACAAACUGUCAGUCAAAAAUAUGAUAUCCCUGUCUUAAGUAUUGUCUCAUUAACAAAUGUUAUUGAUUAUCUGGAAGGAAGAAUUACUCCAGAGGAAAAACAACAAAUCAUUGAAUACCGCCAAACAUAUGGAGUUUAG
Molecule: messenger RNA, 681 nt
Organism: Naumovozyma castellii
Lineage: Eukaryota; Fungi; Ascomycota; Saccharomycetes; Saccharomycetales; Saccharomycetaceae
Gene: URA10
Product: orotate phosphoribosyltransferase URA10
Exons: 1
Coding region: 1-681 (226 amino acids)
Source: RefSeq, a predicted model, not a curated record